Ogataea polymorpha is the source of this 985-nucleotide messenger RNA. RefSeq lists its product as uncharacterized. Gene Ontology annotation, cellular component: cytoplasm. The record is from RefSeq and is a predicted model, not a curated record. Bases 92 to 937 code for a protein of 281 amino acids. Gene Ontology annotation, molecular function: oxidoreductase activity. Lineage: Eukaryota; Fungi; Ascomycota; Pichiomycetes; Pichiales; Pichiaceae. The transcript has 2 exons.
GCAAUGAAAGAACUUAUAGAGAAGGAAAACAUUGACUGUGAUUUUGUUCUUGGUCGGUCCUGUGACGUUCAUUUGACUUCCUCUGCUGUUAAUGCUGCUCUGGAGAAUUACCGGCAAAAAUGCAAAAACUAUCAGUCACGUGUUGGACUCUGAGGUUAGCGUCACAUUCACUGCUGGUCAGCUUUGGCCAUAUAAGCUUGUGACCUCGUUGCUCAGAAAGUGUAUGCUGAAAGGGCUCAAUCUGCAGACUAAUACACCAGUUCUGGGAACUCAAAAGCUCGAGGAUAAAUGGCUGGUGAAGACAGCUAGAGGAACAAUUUUGGCUAAGAAGCUGGUCAUUGCCACUAACGCAUAUACUGCUUCCGUGGAACCAAGAUUUCUAAAUAAAAUCGUUCCUAUCAAGGGCAUUUGCAGUCACAUCACUCCAAAAGUCCGCCCUUCUCAUCUGUCUCAUACAUAUGGUAUUAGGUAUGAUGGUGCAGAUCAGGACUACUUGAUCAAUCGUGCCGAUGGGACUGUCGUCGUUGGUGGUGCUAAAAAGCAUAUAUUCCCUUUCAAGAACGUUUUCUACAACGUUGUGGAUGAUAGUACUCUAAUCCCCGGAACCAAAGAGUAUUUUGACGACUAUAUGAAACUUUUCCACGACUGGAAGUUUACUGAAACGGAGACCGAUCACGUCUGGAGUGGUAUUCUUGGUUAUACCGACGACUCUUUGCCAUAUGUUGGUGAGAUGCCGCACGAAUCCAACAAGUUCAUUAUCGCAGGGUUCCACGGCCAUGGAAUGCCGCGAGUUUUGUUAUCGGCUAAAGCUUUAGCCAGUAAUAUCAUGGGAAAGAAAUUAGAAGUUCCUGAGGCUUUCAAAAUCUCUCAAGAGAGAAUGACUAAGACCAGAAACGAAAUUCUUGCCUCUCUAGGCUCUCCGGUGGCUAGACUCUAAGUAGUAUCUUAUUGGCAACCUUGUCGCAAAAAUCAAAUUUGAUCUUUC